Megalobrama amblycephala (Wuchang bream) is the source of this 2971-nucleotide messenger RNA. It is a transcript of the gene cd164, whose product is annotated as CD164 molecule, sialomucin. The coding region runs from base 138 to 641 and encodes 167 amino acids. Gene Ontology annotation, cellular component: cytoplasmic vesicle. NCBI's taxonomy places the organism in Eukaryota, Metazoa, Chordata, Actinopteri, Cypriniformes, Xenocyprididae. The record is from RefSeq and is a predicted model, not a curated record. The transcript is spliced from 6 exons.
CCGCUGAUGAAAAGAAACAGUCACGUGAUCUUGAAGCAGGAAGCGCAGCCACAUCCACACAGCAGCACUAGAGUGAAACUGCAGACAGCUCGACCUGAACGCCCUAACGAGGACUGAGAAUAAACCAAUUAGACACCAUGUUUUGGAGACUUUUCUUCGUGACGUUAUUACUAGCCCUCUUGGGAUCAAUGACAGGACAGGAAUUUGGGAAAGAUGAAGACUGUAGUUCAUUGAAAGGUUGUGCUGCCUGUGAAAAUGUGACUUUCUGCCAGUGGAUGAACUGCACAGAUGGUAUACCCAAGUGCGUUAAUGGCAGUGCUGUGAAUGAAACAGCCAACUGCGUCAAUGUAAACUGCACAGAUCCAGCACCGACCACCACAGCGAGCCCCACCACCACAAACACUACCAAUGCUACCACGAUAACCACUUCCACAGUAAUCACCUCUACUUCAGUUGCUCCGACUAACGCGACGGCCACAAACAGCACAACAUCGUCACCUACAACUCCUCCAUCUAAGACGUCCACAUUCGAUGCUGCCAGUUUCAUCGGGGGAAUUGUGUUAGUCCUUGGCCUUCAAGCUGUCAUCUUUUUCCUUUACAAGUUCUGCAAAUCCAAGGAUCGCAACUACCACACCCUGUAACACUCUGCUACCUGGAGGCACCACAAAACCUACACUCCGACCCCAAAAGAGAGAGAGAGAGAGAGACACGUAUACACAAAUUCUAUGAUAUUUCUUAAACACUCUUGUGAUUCCCCCAUGUUUAGCCUCAUAAUUGACAUUUGAUGCCUGUGGUUGGAGCUUAAUAUUUCAUUUAUGUUAGAGCUCUCACAAGCACUCAUUAACACAAAUUCACACAACACAGAGUGAUGCCCCUAGUUUUUUCGAGCGUUGGAAUUAUGGGGUAUGCAAAAUGUGUCCUGCUACUUUCAUGAACAACCACAACUUUCCAAAUUAAGUCAUGUCUGUUAAUGUUCCAAUUAUUUCAUCUUUGAUGACAAAACAGUGAUUUGUCUCUUCAAUAUCAUGGCCUUUCCCCUGAAAGGCGCAUGACGCGGAAUCUUCUCAUCAUGCCUGUGGCAAUACUUCCCCAUUUCCAGUGUUAAUUUCACGAUGGUCAGGUAUCUUCACUAGAACAGUGUUUUAUACAGUUGUCCUGACUGGUUCUUUGUAUUCUACCCAGUCCUUCAUCAUCUUCACCAAGUGCAAAAAUAAUAUCUGUAUAGUUCAGGAUUGAAUGAACGUUAUUUUUUUUCCCCCCUUCACAUCGUCUUUUGGUUUGUGUCCGCCUGUGUUGUGGUUGCCCAUUGCUCUCAUUCAUACCAACCAAGAGAGCCAAAGUGUUUGUAAUAAAUUACAUUCCCCAGCUUAGUCCCUCAUUUUUAACUAUCUACAGUUAGAGAACCAGUAGACAUCAGUUAUCAAAACUAGUUAAACCUGGCAUCUCGCUCCCUUUUUCCCCCAAUUCUGACAGUGGAGUGCUGGAUAAUAUCAGAGAUGCGUUAUACACCCUUAGUUAACAUCCCAUGAUCUCAUUGGCGAUCAUUGUGGGGGACUUACCAGCGUAUCGGCCAUUUUAAGUUGUACUUUUGGGAGUUUAUGGGGAUUUAGUAGAGGCUCAGCCAAUCCAGUUCUACUUAACAGCUGAAAUGAGCCUUUAUUAGAAUUAUAAGAUUCUGACGGAUAUGCGAACAGAACGAGGCACUAUGUGAGGGGCAGAGUAUUGAGGAUCCCAUUCAGAAUGAUUGACAGUUGAGUCAAAGUGCCUUUAGGUGGAGGCAGUGGCUUGCUGCCUUAAAAGUGAGCCUUAAGUGUGAAUGCGUUCGUUGCGGGCCGCCGCUCUGUGUUAGUGUGUCUGCUUGUAUGUCGGUGUGUUUAUAGACACGCAUGCGUGCUUGUAUCAAUGAAGUAGAUCUAGUGUCUGCCAGCUGGACUGAUCGCUAUAUUAUACAGAGUAGAUAAUUAAAGGUUAAUUCAUUUGUUUGCGGAUUGUGGAUUAAUGUCAUGUUUCCCAAAAGCUUCUCCCAGGGCCAUUUCUUGCUAGCACAAAGAUAUGUGAUUCUAGCAUUCCCAUUCAAAAGCAGAUUGAUAUUUGUAUAUAAUCUGAACUCUUUGACCAUAAACUGAAAUCAAUAUAAUUUUAUAUUAGGCACUGAAAUGUCUUAAACUGAGGUGUUUAAAAUGGGCUUUUUUUUUUGUGUGUGUGUUAAAUACCCUUAAAGAGAACUGAAAUGUGCCCUAGAAAAGUGCAUUCAGGAUAUGUUUUGUAUUCAUCUGCAAAUUUUGAUGGAGACUUAGAAUAGAGCUGCGUCAGACUCAUAAUUUAAUGCUUGGGUUUGAUUUCUUGAAUAUAAUUAUUGAGUAGAUUUGUUUCAAAUGCAGAAUUGACCUAGACUAUGCCUAAUUCAUGCCUUGUUCAGCAUAUUACGUUUAGUACUCUGUUCAUAAUGAAUUUGUCUGGCUAGUGCGCUGGUACGUGUAUAGGCCGAGGGCCUGUAUUUUUUUUUUUUUUCCAUUCCUCUAUUAUAAAAUUUGAAAUGUAAUAAUCUCGAUUAGCUUGCUGCUAAUAACUUCCUCUGUGAGUCGUAAUGUCGUUGGCUUAGGAAGUGAUUCAUAUUAUUUGGGUUGCAAAUUUUGUAAUGACUGAAAUGAAUAGAUUUGUUUGAUGCGUGCUUUAGUUUCAUCUGCUUCCCUGACAUCCCAGUGUCAAAAUGUUCAGUUCCCAGCAUUGUGUUAACUGCAUGUUUCUCAAAAGAUGACUGUUAAGGCCUCCCUCUUUAUUGAACCACUCUAACUGCUUGUGCAUUGUUAUAUCACGGUGCUUAAAUGCCAAAGGUGUCUAUUUUAGCAUGAGUCACUAAAAAGCUGCUAUAAUGCUUCACAAGCUUCAUCUUGCCCAUAGUGUAGUCAGAUAAAAUCCAUCUGUUUGCCAUUUCACUUCAGUUUUGCUAAAUUAAAAACACUGUAGAAAA